AUGGAAAGCCUCGAACAAAUCUUGCGACAGUACGAAGAGACCAAGCGGGAGCUGCUGCAUCGCUCGGGGGCACACAAGAAUAACGGGGAAACCAAGGCCCCAAGGGGGAAGAAGGACUACAUCGAAAAGACCGUCCUUCACUGUUUGCAUCGGGUGAUUAGUAGUUACUGCAGUCUGGUGCUGGUGCACAGGGAAGAGCGGCACUCACACGGAAGGAAUAAAGGGGAAGGCGGACCGAAAAAGGGCGAUAAAAGGAGAAAAAUAAAGUCUAGCUGUAAGAACCGCUGGAAUGACGGGGCAGCCCAUGAUGAGCUCGCCAGAAGGGUGACACAAAAAAAGGCCAUACAACGUACACAUAUAGCGAGAGUAACCCGGUUUGUUAAAACGGACAGAUCGAUCGGGACCUUUGGCAAGUACGUAGAGAGGGUAUUUCGCUUGAGGAAGCGUAGAACCUGCGACGGAGAAACAGAAGAGGUGGAUCGAUCCGCAGCGGGGGAAAUCCACACGGAGGAAGUGCUCCACACCGAGGAAGUGCACCGUAUCGGGAAUCCCCCCCGUGACAGAUACAAACGACUGCCCAAACGCAGAAUACAAAUCAUUUUGGAAAAGGACAUCCACUUCGAUCUUUUCCUUGGGGCAGUGUUAAACUUCCUACAAGUGCUGCUACAUAGGAAAUGUCAUCAUCAAUAUUGUCAGGCGAAUUGCGUUAAGGACAAGCCCCCAUGUGGGAGCAACUUAACGAAGGAGAAUAAGAAGAAUUGGUGGAGCAGCGUAUUAAGGGACGGGGGGAGGAGUAAGGAACUGAGGGAAUACACUGCAGAUGUGAAGAGGCUACCUGCACAGACAGAACGAGUUACCCAUUUUACAGAAAACCCACAUCGUAGAAGCAGUUCAUCGAUGAAUAGUGUCCUCCAUGGGGGGAAGAAGCAUGAAAGCAAAUCAAAUGGUGAAGAAAGAGAAAGGCGAAACAGAAGUGACCCUUUUAGAGAUUCCCCCAGUGAAGUCAAUUCCCCGCUUCACCCAAUAGACAUGAAAAUGCAACUGUGGAGUUUUCUCCUCGAUGGAAAUCACCAUCCUUACAAUUCUAUCAUUCGAGAAGUAGAUCCUACUUUGCUAUACAUCAUUGAUAGUGAUAGGAGUCUGCUCAGGAUUCUUUUUUUCUUUAAUAUGAUGCACUUGUUUGUAACCUAUAUGUAUGUCACGAUAUGUCGAAAUGAACCCCCCCUGUUUUCUUGCAUAUCCGUGUUUGUAGCAAUAAUUCGGAGCUUCCAUGGGACAUUCAAAUUGGCGUCGAACGGUGCAACGGAAUGGAAACAGGCGUAUGCGUUCUUCUGCGCGUUCGCCAGCAUGCUGAGGAGGGACAUCCUGCCCCCUGCGAUGGGGGGAAGUGAUAGAAGCGGCCAACGCGGUGGAAGUGGUAGAGGCGGUCGCAGCGGGGGAGACAUCGAGGAAGGGAGCCAGGAGGAGGAAGAUAUACCAGAGGGGAAUACCCUUAGAGGGAUGCAUAACCAGGGUAGGGGGAAGUCACACCUUGUGCACAGCUUCGGGGGGCUCUGCUUCGGCGCUGGCAGGGCGUGUUCCCCGGGAAGCGAUGCACGGAGAGGUACCCCCCCCCUGGAAGAAGGGCUGCUCAACAGUCAGGCACACGGAAAAGGGAAAAGCAAGAACGAACAAAUAGGAGUUCCACCAGACGGUCGGUACUGCUACUACGCAACGGUGAAAAAUGACGACGAAAUCGACUCUGUGAACCUAGCAAUACAUGUAACCAACACGAGCAAGGACAAUAUCUGUUUUUACAAAAGGUACAUCGAAGAGCACAUCCAGAGGGGGUUCCUACGUGUGUAUAAAUUGAGCGAACCAAGGAAGGGGAUCUCUUCAGGAGAAAAAAACAAGGAGGAAGGAAUUAGUGAUCCCUCAAUGUUUAAAAACUACAGGCAAUUAUUUCGAAAUUUUUUUCAAGAAAUUGUAUCGUAA
Molecule: messenger RNA, 1974 nt
Organism: Plasmodium inui San Antonio 1
Lineage: Eukaryota; Apicomplexa; Aconoidasida; Haemosporida; Plasmodiidae
Exons: 1
Coding region: 1-1974 (657 amino acids)
Source: RefSeq, a predicted model, not a curated record